Molecule: messenger RNA, 3244 nt
Organism: Hibiscus syriacus
Lineage: Eukaryota; Viridiplantae; Streptophyta; Magnoliopsida; Malvales; Malvaceae
Product: rab3 GTPase-activating protein catalytic subunit-like
Exons: 22
Coding region: 331-3186 (951 amino acids)
Biological process (GO): positive regulation of GTPase activity
Molecular function (GO): GTPase activator activity
Source: RefSeq, a predicted model, not a curated record
AUUCACAAAACUUUCGCAUUCGACUUUUGGGGACUCUGCUAAUCGCAUUUCAUUGGAGGAAUCCAAUAAUCCACCCAUCUUUUACGUUUUCAUAAAAAACCCAGAUCUCUCUGUUUCACUAUCGCUCUCCUUUACCUUCAUAUGAUUUAUUUUCUAUCUCAAUGUCCGUUGAUUAAUUUCAAACUGAUAUUUGAAAUCUCUCUUUGAUUCAAAUGUCUGUUAUUCGUUUUCUCGACGAUUGAUUUUAGAUAAAUUUUCCGUAGCUAUCGUCAAUUUUGUCUUCGAAGCAAAAUUUGAAGUUGAUUUACCAAGAGAAUUGCGUCAUCUUUAAUGGCAUCUUCAAGCGAAGCCAAUGUAACCGAACAAGAGGAAGAAGAGGAAAUUGAACACUUCAAUGAUUUCACUCUGGCUUCUUCAUGGGAAAGGUUCAUAUCUGAAAUAGAGGCUACCUGUCGGCAUUGGUUAGCUGAUGGUCCAAAAAAAUUGCUGGAAAAGGGAGCAGUUCAUCUGGAUUCAUCUGAUAACAUAUAUAAGGUCAAAUCCGACCUGAAAAAUGCUGCAAAAGUCUAUUCCAUGGAGUACUACUUUGUUUUGAUUGGCACAGGCAAAAUUGCUGAUUGGAAUUCCACUUUGCAUGAUUUGCAGCUUUGCUUUGGAGUAAAGGAAUUUUUGGUGAUUUCACCUCAAAGUGCCAGUGGUGUGGUACUUGAUUCGGCAGAGGCUACCAAGCUUCUAAGUGCAGUUUCAAUUGCUUUGUCAAAUUGUUCAAGUUUGUGGCCGGCAUUUGUCCCUGUCCAUGCCCCUUCAAGACGAGCCUAUGUUGGAAUCCAAAAUAUGGGAACAAUUUUUACUAGAAGGUUUGAGGCUGAUCGUGUUGGUAGCCAGGUUCCCAUUAAGUUAAUGCACCUGGAAGGAUUGUAUGAGUUGUUUGUUUCUAAGUUUGCUUACUGCACAUCAGACCAUUCAAUGCAUAUUUUCAAAGUACAUCUUAGAAUGAAACUCACCUAUCGAACACUUCCCAAUGAUGAGGACAGUGACAAUGAUAUCCAAGAAGCUGAUGCUGAAAAUGCAUAUUCUGAAACAAGCGUAGGUGGUGAUAAUCUCAAUAGGAAGCAUUGGGAUGAUGAUUGCCCUUGGAAUGAAUGGUAUUCUGCAGAAGAUCCAGUAAAGGGAUUUGAUUUAGUGGCCACUUUUUCGGAAAAGGUGGUUGAAAGCUCCUUGGAAAUGGCUGAACUGGAAAAUGUUUCACCCCAUGAAGCUGAGAACUGGAUUCUAGCUCCAAAUUUGUCCCCAAAUCUUGAUAGUUCAAAAGGAGACAGAACCGGAUUUGCUUCUCAGUUGCAGCUUUUGGUUAAUGCAUGGGAAAUAUCAUUUGGAGUUCCAUUUAUGGAGGAUUUUGUGUCAGUUAAAACUCCUGGUUCAGACAAUUUGAAGUCCUCUAUGGUUAUACCGCCACCAACUGUCCUUGACCGUGUGCUUAAUGAUCUCUUCCCUGAGGGUCUCCAGUUACCUGAUUUUGCUAAAGAACAUAAGAGUUCUCAAGCUAUUAAAGGGGCACCUCUUGAGUCUCUUUUUGCUCAGUUUUGUUUACACUCAUUAUGGUUCGGCAAUUGUAACAUUCGUGCCAUUGCUGUGCUCUGGAUAGAGUUUGUUCGAGAAAUCCGCUGGCAUUGGGAAGAGUCACAACCAUUGCCUAAAAUUCCAGUCAAUAGUUCUAUUGACCUGGCAACUUGUUUGAUCAACCAAAAGCUACAAAUGCUUGCAAUAUGUAUUCAGAAGAAGCGUGAACAAAAUGAGGAGCUUGAAAACGGUGCUGGAAGUAAGAGCAAUGCAUCUGCAAAUAUGGAGAAAAUGCAGGAAGACAUUAAAGUUGGGGAGGGGUCUUCUAGUUUUCAUGCCAAAAGUCAAGCCAUUGAUGGGAAACGUGACAGUCUCUCGACUCCAGAAGAUUUUAAUGUAUCUAAAACAGCUGUAUCAAAGUUCAAUGCAAAUUCUCAAGAUGUGCAUUCUGCUGAUAAAACCUGUUCAAAUUCUAUUAGAAGAGGAUCAUCUGGUCCUGUGGGGUCUAUGAAGCUUCUGAAAUUGUGUCAGAGUUUGCAUGCUCCAUUAACACAGAGUGCACCACUCAUGACAGAAGACAUGCAUGAAGAACGACUUCAUGCUGUUGAGGCCUUUGGUGAUUCAUUUAACUUUUCUGCACGGUUGGAGAGAGAGACGUUAUCUUCAGACAUGUCAGCUUUUAAAGCUGCAAAUCCUGAUGCGGUUUUCGAAGAUUUUAUCCGGUGGUAUUCACCUGGAGAUUGGGAGAAUAAUGAAAGUGAGGCAAAUGGUCCAUCCACAAAUCUAGAGGGUGUGACGGAUGAAUGGCCUCCUCGAGGACGACUUUCACAACGGAUGUCUGAACAUGGUAACUUUUGGAGAAAGAUUUGGGAUGACGCUCCCAUUUUGCCAGCUUUUGAGCAGAAACCACUGCUGGAUCCAAACCGAGAAGGAGAGAAGAUCCUUCAUUACCUGGAAACUGUGCGACCACAUCAGCUGCUUGAGCAAAUGGUUUGUACUGCCUUCAGAGCAUCAGCUGACACUCUGAGCCAGACAAAUUUUGGAAGCUUGAAGAAGAUGAACAUGGAAAUGGACCAACUCUACCUGACUAUGGCAUCUACGUUAAGGUCUUUGCAAGUGAACCUAUCAUCUAAUGUCAGUAAGACUUUUGAAGACGUCCGUCGGCUUUGUGUCGUCUUUGAACAUGUCGAGAAGUUGUUAACACUUGCUGCUUCUCUUCAUCGUAAAUUUAGACAAGAACCACGUAUCGUACAUGCCAUUUUCAGUGACUUCUACUACUUUUACUUUCCAACCAUGGAAACAGGCUCUGUGGAUGUAUUUACUGAGAAGGAAUUUGACAUGAAGUUGCAACUAAGGCAGGAUGAGAGACAAGUUGUGUCGAAUAUGUUCACGCCGCCCACCGCUAAUCAGUCGUGGAGAAAGGUUCUAAGCAUGGGCAAUCAUCUUAAUGGCCAUGAACCGAUCAUGAGGGAGAUCAUCUUUACAAUGUCCGAUAACUCCAGUGGCAAUCAAUACACAAGCAGCAGUCCCAGGGAUUAUGAACACGAAAUAGAAACAUAUCGGAUGUAUACAUGUGGAACCUCAAAUGAUCUUCGGGUAGCACUUGCUGUCACCUCAUAUGAUUAAAUUCCAUUUCAAGUAAUAUAUUUUAGUAUAAAUUGAUUCGUAGUUGUUUGUGCCUUUA